Sardina pilchardus (European sardine) is the source of this 3094-nucleotide messenger RNA. RefSeq names its product phosphate cytidylyltransferase 1A, choline a (gene pcyt1aa). Gene Ontology annotation, biological process: CDP-choline pathway. The coding region runs from base 225 to 1370 and encodes 381 amino acids. Gene Ontology annotation, molecular function: phosphatidylcholine binding; choline-phosphate cytidylyltransferase activity. The transcript has 9 exons. The record is from RefSeq and is a predicted model, not a curated record. Gene Ontology annotation, cellular component: endoplasmic reticulum. Lineage: Eukaryota; Metazoa; Chordata; Actinopteri; Clupeiformes; Clupeidae.
CUGUGAACGCUGUCAUCGAGUUUGUACCUGCUACUGUUGCUGGGGUUGAUAAAACAUCAACCUUGUUGCUUUCUCGAAAGACUUAAUGCGCUCUUUCGCCCGGUCUAUGUCACUAACAGCCAUCACUUACUGUUAAUGACGGGAGGGUACACCUCAGAUUAGGGUGUCGAGCUAAGAGAAAUCAACUUAAAAUCAAACUCCCCAGACUCCGACCUCUGCAAGGCAUGGAGGCGCAUGGCUCAGCACGACUGCUGUCCCGGAAGAGAAAAAGAGAGGGGUCAAAUGGCGAGGCAGAGGAGGGGGAGCGGCCAGGCAAGAUCAAGCGAAGCACUGUGGCUUUGAGAGACCCAGCACCGUAUGCAGAUCAACUUGAGUCGGUGGAGAACCGGCCGUAUGAGCGCGUGAGCAUGGAAGAGGCUCUCAAAGGGACCGCACCGGACAGACCAGUGCGGGUGUAUGCUGACGGAAUCUUUGACAUGUUCCACUCUGGACAUGCGCGAGCCCUGAUGCAAGCCAAGGGACUGUUCCCAAACACACACCUCAUCGUUGGUGUGUGCAGCGACGAGCUCACACACAAACUGAAGGGCUUCACCGUCAUGAAUGAUGUUGAGCGCUACGACGCCAUCAGCCACUGCCGCUACGUUGACGAGGUCGUCCGGAACGCACCCUGGACACUCACACCUGAGUUUCUGACCAAGCAUCGGAUUGACUUUGUGGCCCAUGAUGACAUCCCAUACUCCUCAGCAGGAAGUGAUGAUGUUUACAAGCACAUCAAAGAGGCUGGAAUGUUUGCUCCAACCCAGCGGACAGAGGGCAUUUCCACCUCUGAUAUCAUCACGAGGAUUGUCCGAGACUAUGAUGUUUACGUGCGCCGCAACCUGCAGCGUGGAUACACUGCGAAGGAGCUGAAUGUCAGCUUCAUCAAUGAGAAGAAGUACCAUUUGCAGGAGAGAGUGGACAAAGUGAAGAAGAAGGUGCGCGAUGUGGAGGAGAAGAGCAAGGAGUUUGUGCAGAAGGUGGAGGAGAAGAGCAUCGACCUCAUCCAGAAGUGGGAGGAGAAGUCCCGGGAGUUCAUCGGCAACUUCCUGCAGAUGUUCGGUCCAGAGGGUGCCCUGAAGCACAUGCUGAAGGAGGGGAAGGGGCGUAUGCUGCAGGCCAUCAGCCCACGGCAGAGCCCCAGCAGCAGCCCGGCGCGCGAGCGCUCCCCCUCGCCCACCUUCCGCCUGCCCUUCUUCACCAAGACCUCGCCCUCCUCCUCCCCCCACUCCCAGCACGGCGGCGUCUCCCACGGCUACCAGUUUGGGGCGCGGGGACAGGUCAUCAGCGAAGACGACGACGAUGACGACGACGACGACGACGAUGACGAGUAGGCCGAUCCAUCUCACGCAACUGUUUUAGCUGCUGACUGCAACAACCUCACAAUCCUCAUCAUCAGCAUUUUAUACCCCAACUGCAUUUGUUCCCUUGUCUUUCAUAUCACCAUGUGUUAUUAUUACAUUGAUUCUCCCUAGUUCAUGGACUAGCUCUUGCAGAAACAAACACACACUAAAACUUUAAUUGGGGUUUUGUGUUGAGCGAUCUGGAUCAAGUUGACAGGGGACAGUAUCCCAACAGCUUUGUUUUACUUUGACAAUCUUAAUGUAUGCACUCAGUUUCAACACUCGUAGCAUAGCAUAGCAGGGUUGGGCGAAGAUUGUGUUAUCGACAGUCUUGCAUAUCCAACCCACAAUACAGAGAGUUUGAUUCUCUGUUGGCACAAAAUAUAUAACUACACCGUUCCCCUGCUCUCUUUCAAUUUCAGUAUUUGGGAGGUGAAAAUGCUCUUUAUAACACAGUUAUAGUUAUUAGUCACAACUAAUAAGUAAGUACUAAAUAAGUUAACUAAUAACUUUUACUAUACUAAUAGUAUAAUCAUAAUCAUGAUCAAGAUCAUGAAGAUACACAAAUGUAAAAGCAUUAAACCCUUUAAUUUGAUCUGCAUGUUGCUCAUGCAGAGUAGAUCUGCUUGUGGGUCAUCAAGCUGUCUCUGUAGCCCAGCAUGUGUUCAGGUGCAGAGUGUGGUUUUCCACCGUCUGCACACGGCUCUUGUUGGAGCAACACUGUUGUGUGAGCACAGUUGCACAUCUGGCUCAGAGCUCCUAGUGACCCCAAGAAUUACUUAGCACUGUGAACGUUUGUUUGUCUUUGUGAAAAUAUGCCAGUGGUUCAAUUGUACCGAUUCCACAGCAGUCACUUUAUUUUCCUUGUGUUUGACCGCUGUAUGUUAUUUUACUUUUAAUACAUUUUUUGCACACUUGUUCACUGGAGAAGACUGAAAACAAAACCAGAUGUAUCUCUCAAAUUGGCUGCCACUCUCUCGGUCCUGUGGCUGGGUUGAGUUUUGUAUGACACUCAUUAGUGGUCUAUAAACUCACUCACCUGACACCCACUCAGAGAAAAACAAGGGUUGUUUUCAGGACAGUAGGGCAAAGGCCUCGAGGUCAGUUUGUCUGGAUACAGUUAAUUUUUCUUUAACUUAAACAUAUAAGUUCACGUCAGGUGAAUCACUCCAUGGUCAGUUUGAGUAUGAUCAAGUGUAUGAACAGCUAGAAUAGGCAUUUUGUUUGUUUUAUGAAGGAAGUGUAUUCAACAUUUCCUGUUUUAAAUCAAGUAGAUUGAUAGAAGAAUUUAAAUGAUCCUACCACUGUUUGUUAAAAAAAAUUAUAUAUUGUUUGAAGAAUGUUUUAUUAUUUUCUUCAGGAGAACUGAAAUGUUGCUGAAAGCACAGCGACCCUUGAGGCAUUUAGCAAAGGUGUGCCUGAUUGUUACUGCAAGUAUUUUAUCUAAGUAUUUCCUUAAAAACGUACUGAGUUUUGUUUCUCUAUAAAAUCAUGAGCUGUGUAAAGUUCACAACAGCCUGUUAGUUACAUAGAUUCACCUCUGCCUCUGAUAAGGAACACCAAUAUUGACACAGACCAUAUUUCUGUAUCAAAAAGACUGUCAUGCAGGCCUUUUUGUUAAUUUACCCUUGGCUUGUGAAUGUACAGUUCAUCACAGAAGGGCAAAAGAAUCACCUAAAUGUAAAAUAAAUCUCCUACUCCUAAACCUGUCUCUU